Durio zibethinus is the source of this 1663-nucleotide messenger RNA. Its product is annotated as leucine-rich repeat receptor protein kinase EMS1-like. The record is from RefSeq and is a predicted model, not a curated record. NCBI's taxonomy places the organism in Eukaryota, Viridiplantae, Streptophyta, Magnoliopsida, Malvales, Malvaceae. Gene Ontology annotation, molecular function: protein kinase activity; ATP binding. Gene Ontology annotation, biological process: protein phosphorylation.
UUUCAAGUCUUGCCAUUUUUUUGGUACCCAUUUUCUUCUUCUAAGAUCACCCGCAGUGUAGCAUUCUCUCUCUUCCUUUGACUCGUCCUUUGCACGACUUCGCUACCAUUGAUCUUUCCCCCUCCCCCUCCCAUCAUUGAAAAACAAAGCCUCCCCCUUUCCCACUUGCUUCCUUCUCUCUCUCUCAUGGCUGCUCCUCCCUCCUCUAUUCUUCUUUUUCUCAUUUAAUUUAAAUUUUUUUUUGGGGUUUUUUUCUUCAAUGGACGGAAGUAUUCAAGCAGUCGUUGCAGCAAUUUUAAGCUUCUUUUUAGUAUCCUUAAUCUUAUCUUUCAUUAUCUUACUCUGCAAAUCAACCAAAAAACCCACCCGUCCAAACCCUCCUCAAACCCUAUCCGUAACCCGAACCCGACCUGCCCCUAACCCACCCGACUUCUCCACAUGCGACAGCGCCGCCUUCGAUCCAUCUCUCAACCGUCUCGACAUGGCGGAACUCGCCGCCGCUACCAAGAACUUCUCAUCCGACCUCAUCAUCGGCGACGGCAGUUUCGGCUAUGUUUACAAAGCUACUAUGUCCAACCGAGUCACCGUCGCUAUUAAAAAGCUCGACCCGAAUGCUUUUCAGGGCCUCCGAGAGUUUCGAGCUGAGAUGGAAACCCUAGGUAAGCUUCGUCACGAAAACAUCGUUAAGAUUCUGGGGUUUUGCUCGUCGGGUCUUGAUCGGGUUUUGAUUUAUGAGUUCAUUGAGAGAGGGAGUUUGGACCAAUGGUUGUAUGACGAGGACCACGAAAACUCGGGUGGCCGGUUACCGUUAUCUUGGGAUACGAGGAAGAAGAUUGUUAGUGGGAUAGCUAAUGGGCUGGCUUAUUUACAUGGGCUUGAUACGCCCAUUAUCCAUAGAGAUAUUAAGGCCAGCAAUGUUUUGUUGGAUAAAGAUUUCGAGCCCCAUAUUGCUGAUUUCGGGCUUGCUCGGCAAGUGCAAGAGGCCCAUUCACACGUGUCCACGCAAGUAGCGGGGACAAUGGGUUACAUGCCACCGGAGUACCGGGAAGGGAACACAGCGGCAACGUUUAUGGCGGAUGUUUAUAGUUUCGGAAUAUUGAUGAUUGAGAUUGCCACGCAAAACCGGCCGAAUUGGCCCAUGAGGUUCGAGGGGAAAGACGUAGGACUAGUGGAAUGGGCUAGACAAAUGGUGGCCCAAAAUCGACAAAUGGAAAUGGUAUAUCAAAAGAUUCCGAAGGAAGGGUUGACUAAAGACGAGGUUAAGCAGUAUUUUGGAAUUGCAUGUAUGUGUACUGAUGAGCUAUCCAAAGAAAGGCCAGCCAUGAGCGAAGUUGUUGAGCUGUUGGAUCAAAUUUCAACAUGAAUUUAUUUGCAAUUGGAAAGUGAUGAUAUAUGGUUGGUAAAAUUUUUCCGUUCAUGAGAAUGUUGUAUUAUUUUGUACAUGGUCAUAUCUUUAUUAUGGGGGUGAGAUCAUGUGAAAUAUGUAAAUAGCUUAUGAGCAUUUACGAAAAUAUAUAGCCAAACCUUCUAUAUUGGUUAGGAAAAAUAUUCUCCAAGUUGAUGUUUGUAAUUCAGCAUUUUAUAGUGGAAUGAAUGCUCAUGAAAAGUCCCUUUCUUUUUUAAUUUUUCAUAUUUAACCAUUAGACAUUAUAUACUUUUUUUU